Molecule: messenger RNA, 1864 nt
Organism: Lolium rigidum
Lineage: Eukaryota; Viridiplantae; Streptophyta; Magnoliopsida; Poales; Poaceae
Product: E3 ubiquitin-protein ligase At1g63170-like
Exons: 6
Coding region: 504-1763 (419 amino acids)
Source: RefSeq, a predicted model, not a curated record
AAUACGUCGUCACUCAACUUGGAGAGACGAGAAGAGGAGAGGAGGAAGAAGUCGACUCGGAGUUUUGGACCUUGCCGUCGCCAUUUUGGUAUAUUCCUUCUUCCCCGCUAGCUGGACGCCGCCUUUGUUAAACUAACCGUGGGGGGCGCUUGCUUCGGUCCAAGGGUUUGGCACCUGCUCCUUCCCCUCCAGCCCGAUCUUGCCGUCCGAGCUCGGCCAGUGAUCUUGCUUCUUUCGAUUUCUUUGCCGGAAACCUCGGCGGGAGGACGCUUGCUUGCGGGCCAGGCAUUGAUUUGGUCUUAAGUGGUCCAGUUUCAGGCGAUUGGAGGAGCUGCUGCUGCUGCUGCUAGCCGUCGUGGUUCUGGGGCGUGGAAUUCCUUGAGUUGCAGUGAAGGUGACCUGCUGUUUGUGGGAAAAACAUAAAUCAAAGGGCAUUUCCUUGGAUUAAGCACCUGAAUUUCUGAGAAGCACAACCAGCUAGUUUCCUAUGCAACCUUCUGUUGAUGGCUGCUCAUCCCGCUGAAUCAGAAGCAGGCAGUGAAACAGACAAUCACCCUUUACUGAUAGACCAAAUGGAAAGCGCUCAUCGCGAGAUUGCAAUUGACAGCCCAAGGGAUGACGCUGCUUCUCCGUCAACAUCUCGUCGGGAUAAUAGUGAUAGCUCGGAUCGGUUGCCUCGUAUCCCAGAAAGUUCUUCGGAGACAACUACGGCAUCUAACUCCCAGAAUGCUCCUGGAGAAAGAAGAGAUGAUAGCCGUGCCCGUCGUCAGCAAAGUCCUUUGAAUUCUAUUUGCUGGAUCUCAGUUGAGCUUGUUGUAACAGUUAGCCAGAUUAUAGCUGCUAUUUGCGUUCUGGCGUUAUCAAGGAAUGAACAUCCACAUGCUCCGUUAUUUGAGUGGGUAAUUGGUUAUACAGUAGGUUGUAUUGCUACUCUUCCUCUUCUUUAUUGGCGAUAUCUCCAUCGCAACCGCCCAACAACUGGGCAAGAACCAGCAAGUCAGAACUUCCCCCCAAACAGCAUUCCUGACUCCAAUUCUCACACAGCAACUUCAGCUCCUCAUGUGUCUGAAGCUGGUUUUGUAACUGACACAAAUGGAGUCUCGCAAAACAAUGCGCUCACCAGAAAUCCAAGGGCCCAAGCUUAUGCUGAUCACUUCAGGAUGGCCCUUGACUGUUUCUUUGCUGUGUGGUUUGUUGUGGGGAAUGUGUGGGUAUUUGGUGGACAUUCUUCUGCCCAUGAUGCACCCAACUUGUACAGGUUGUGUAUAGCCUUCCUCACAUUUAGCUGCAUCGGCUAUGCUAUGCCUUUCAUUCUCUGCGCAUUGAUAUGUUGCUGCCUACCCUGCAUAAUCUCCGUAAUGAGCUUCCGUGAAGAUCUAAAUCAAAACAAAGGUGCUACUGCUGAAGCAAUCAAUGCCUUGAGAACAUACAAGUUCAAAACGAAGAAGGCUCGUAAUGGUGAAGGAAAUGAAGUUGGUGGUGGAGUUGUGGCUGCUGGAACAGACAAGGAGCGGCUUGUAUCUGCUGAAGAUGCUAUUUGCUGUAUCUGCUUAGCAAGAUACUUGAAUAAUGACGAGCUCCGAGAGCUUCCUUGCACCCACUUCUUUCACAAAGAUUGUGUUGAUAAAUGGCUCAAGAUAAAUGCGCUAUGCCCCCUCUGCAAAGCUGAGAUAGACAGUGGUCCAACAACUGCUCCUUCUAUUGGCUUUGGGCGUCGCCAUAGUGACAACAGGGUAGGAAAUGACAUCGAAUCACAACUGUAACUCCGCCUUCUCCAAUGACAGCACAACACAUGCUCGUUGUGGCUUCAACCGAACAAUAUGUAAAUUAUGAUGUGGAAUAGUUGAAAAAAUGUACGGGUACU